Phodopus roborovskii (desert hamster) is the source of this 1582-nucleotide messenger RNA. It is a transcript of the gene Tnfaip1, whose product is annotated as TNF alpha induced protein 1. Lineage: Eukaryota; Metazoa; Chordata; Mammalia; Rodentia; Cricetidae. Gene Ontology annotation, cellular component: Cul3-RING ubiquitin ligase complex. The record is from RefSeq and is a predicted model, not a curated record. Gene Ontology annotation, biological process: negative regulation of Rho protein signal transduction; proteasome-mediated ubiquitin-dependent protein catabolic process; protein homooligomerization. Bases 315 to 1265 code for a protein of 316 amino acids. Gene Ontology annotation, molecular function: protein binding; ubiquitin-protein transferase activity. The transcript is spliced from 7 exons.
UUCCCGACUCCACCGCCUGCUCGCGCGCUGUGCAUGCCGGGUCUUGUAGUAUAUUUCUCGAGUCGUAGGGCAGGGUUGCCGCUCAGGAGUCGACAGGCGCAGGGUGUGAGCUCACAGCCGAGAUUGCAGGCAGCCACAGGCCAGAGGCGGCACGGAGUCCGCUCGCCACUCGCCUGAGAGGAGAGGCGCCCCAGCGGACGCACUGAGAGUAUGAGGCCCUGGCCUCUGUGGGCCAAUCAUUCGUGAUCACUUCCACCACGGCAGAAACUUCCAAGCCUACCUCCUGCCGUGUGGUGAUCUACCUACAGCGGGAGAUGUCAGGGGACACCUGUCUGUGCCCAGCCUCAGGGGCCAAGCCCAAGAUAAGUGGCUUCAAGGGAAGCGGCCUGGGCAACAAGUACGUGCAGCUCAAUGUGGGUGGCUCCCUGUACUAUACUACGGUGCGGGCCCUCACCCGGCAUGACACUAUGCUCAAGGCCAUGUUCAGUGGGCGCAUGGAGGUGCUGACUGACAAAGAAGGCUGGAUCCUCAUAGACAGAUGUGGAAAGCACUUUGGCACCAUCUUGAAUUACCUCCGGGAUGACACCAUCACCCUCCCUCAAAACCGGCAAGAAAUCCAGGAAUUGAUGGCUGAAGCAAAAUAUUACCUCAUUCAGGGGCUAGUGAAUAUGUGCCAGUCUGCCCUGCAGGACAAGAAAGACUCCUAUGAGCCUGUGUGCAACAUCCCCAUCAUCACAUCCCUGAGAGAGGAGGACAGGCUCAUCGAAUCCUCCACAAAGCCUGUGGUGAAGCUACUAUACAACAGAAGCAAUAACAAGUAUUCAUAUACCAGCAACUCUGAUGAUCACCUGCUGAAAAACAUUGAACUGUUUGAUAAGCUGUCCCUACGCUUCAAUGGCCGUGUGCUCUUUAUCAAGGACGUCAUUGGUGAUGAAAUCUGCUGCUGGUCUUUCUACGGCCAGGGUCGCAAGUUGGCAGAGGUGUGCUGCACCUCCAUCGUGUAUGCCACAGAGAAGAAGCAGACAAAGGUGGAAUUCCCAGAGGCCCGAAUAUAUGAGGAAACACUCAACGUCCUACUCUAUGAGACCCCUCGAGUCCCUGACAAUUCCUUGCUGGAGGCCACAAGCCGGAACCGCAGCCAAGCUUCCCCCAGUGAAGAUGAGGAUACCUUUGAACUUCGAGACCGUGUCCGCCGAAUUCAUGUCAAGCGCUAUAGCACUUACGAUGACCGGCAACUUGGCCACCAGUCUGCUCAUCGAGACUAAUGAGGCCCUUAGGAAGUCAGAGCACAAGAAGCCAUGUCUGCUAUCCUGUGGAUCAUAGCCCAUUGGCCAUCCUCUUCUGCUUCUGCGAGCUGGGAGCCUGUUCUAGCGUGUAGCAGUGCAGGGCCCUGCUUGGGAGGUCUGGGAGCCUGGCAGAGGAAAGGUCACACUGUCUUACCUGGUCCUGCUCCCCUAUCACUUCCGGAUGUUACCCCACUUCCUGCCUGACAGGGAGCUACUUCUGCUUUAGGGCGAGUGCACUGACUUCCACCUCCUGUGGAGAACAUUCUCCAGGCCCUUGGCUGAGUGCCCUUCUUUCU